GAACUUGAAGCCACUGUUGCGUUACUUCGUGGGAAAUUCAACGUCAACAUCCACUGCUAUGAGCCCGAAGAUCUUGAGCGCAUGAUGGACGUUCUGCACGAGUUUGGUGUACACCCAAAUGCAUUCCAUCAUGCUCUCGAAGCAUGGAAAGUGCCUGAGUUGUUGAAACAGCAAGAACGAAACAUCACAGUAGCGACGUUCGCUGAAAAUGGAUUCUUUAAAUACGAGGCCUAUGAGGCGAACUUGCGUGCGCCGAAGAUCCUUGACGAGCAUGGCAUUCGGGUUGUCCUGAAGUCCGAUCACACAGGAGAGGGUAACUUUGGGAAGUAUCUCCUGGAUCAAGCGUCGAUUUCUCACUCCUAUGGUCUCUCCGAGGUCAAAGCACUCCAGUCUGUAACUUCCACUGCCGCCCGUUCAAUUCAACAAGAUCAUCGCAUUGGCUCUCUACGGGCUGGCUUCGAUGCUGAUAUUGUCGUGUGGGAUUCUCAUCCUCUUACUUUUGGUGCUACGCCGAUACAGGUGUUCGUUGAUGGUAGAGAGGUCCUCGAAAAAUCAAGAUUGGAUCCGUCUACGACUGUAACAAUCGACUCGUCCAGCGCUACGGCGCCUCGUGUCCAUACAGUAGUUUCUAGAGAUCACAAAGAUCAAGUUUGUAACGAAACACGGUCUCGGCAUAGAGACGUCAUUAUCACUGGCAUCUCUCAUGUGUUGCUUGACCAAGAACCUUUCAAUACCUCUGCAAUCAGCUCGGAUUGGAGUCUUAUAUUGUCCAACGGUAGUGUUCGAUGUUUCGAUCACUCCUCAAUUUGCCGACCAUCCCAGGAUCCCCAUAGUACGGUAUUUAAUCUCACCGAUGGCUACGUGACGCCCGGUCUCCUUGCGUUCGGUAACAACAUCGGCAUUCUUGAUAUCCCCUCCGAGCCUUCCACUGGUGAUGGGAUCUCGAUCUCUUCCAACGUCUUAGAGGAGUCAAAUGUUCCAUUCGCAAGAUACGGCAUCCACUUCGGAAGCCGCAGCUUUGAUCGUGCUCGUCUUGGCGGCGUGACGCGUGCUGUAACUGCACCUUUACACAGAGGUGGCGUGUUACAAGGCGUAAGCGUGGGUUUAAGAACCGCUGAAGAUGCCACUGCUCUCGAGGGAGGGAUUUGGAAGACCGAAGUUGCAUUACAUGUACACAUUGGCCAAACUGCCAAAAGCCAAGUUCUACCAUCUGUCUCUAGCGGUGUACAGAAAUUGUACGAGAUAUUUUCACUAAAAUCUCACGCGGUAGGUGGUGUCUAUGCACGUGCAGCGAAUGGCAAUUUACCGGUCGUUGUUCACACAGUUCACCCCAACGACAUCGAGCAAGUCGUGCAACUCAAACACGCAUUCCCUCAUGUCAACUUCGUCAUUUACGGCGGCCAUGGUGCACCUUUGGUAGCGCGUGCUCUUGCCGAAGCCCAGAUUCCGGUGAUUCUCACAGGGAAUCGCGGCGCCCCUGACACCUGGGAGAAACGACACACUCUACCUGGUCCACCUCUUUCGCGCUCAGCCACACAGGUACUGAUUGAUGCAGGCGUACUACUUGCACUGGCGGUUAAGGGAGAUAGUAAGACGCACGGGCUUGCUAGAGAAGCGCGCUUCGCCGGCAAGUGGGCAGGUUUGAGCGAUCGGGAAGCUAUCAGGCUUGUGUCGACCAACUUCAAUAAAAUACUGGGUCUGAAAGAUGAAUACACGGAGAGUGGCAAGAUGCCUAGUAACUUUAUUCUGUGGAGUGGCAAUCCACUUCGAGGUGAGGGAAGUGUUUUUAUCAGCAUCACGGAAGAGGGAAAGAUCGGAGACUGCUUGCCUAAUGUUGAGGGUGCUGUUUUAUAG
Boeremia exigua is the source of this 1854-nucleotide messenger RNA. RefSeq lists its product as uncharacterized. The record is from RefSeq and is a predicted model, not a curated record. The transcript has a single exon. Lineage: Eukaryota; Fungi; Ascomycota; Dothideomycetes; Pleosporales; Didymellaceae. Gene Ontology annotation, molecular function: hydrolase activity, acting on carbon-nitrogen (but not peptide) bonds. The annotation marks the transcript as partial.